Exophiala bonariae is the source of this 636-nucleotide messenger RNA. RefSeq lists its product as uncharacterized. Gene Ontology annotation, biological process: mitochondrial translation; RNA processing. Gene Ontology annotation, molecular function: structural constituent of ribosome; ribonuclease III activity. The record is from RefSeq and is a predicted model, not a curated record. The transcript is spliced from 3 exons. The coding region runs from base 1 to 636 and encodes 211 amino acids. Lineage: Eukaryota; Fungi; Ascomycota; Eurotiomycetes; Chaetothyriales; Herpotrichiellaceae. Gene Ontology annotation, cellular component: mitochondrial large ribosomal subunit.
AUGAAGGCGCCAUACCGAGCGAGCCCUCCCAAGAACAACCACGUUCGUGUGCUGAUAUGCAACUCCGACCCCAAAAAACUCGACGAGGUAUAUGUUAGGUUUCUCGGAAGAGGAGGAGACAAGCUGCUUUCGGAGGAGAGCAAGUGGCUUGCUGUCACUGCGAAAAGUUUCGAUCACGGUCGGCGCGGAUUUAAUGAUCGUUUGGCGUUCUUCGGAAAGCGGAUAGUGGAACUACAGUGCUCUCUUGGGCUACUGAAUGCGAGAGACAGCUCAAAACAUCACCUGAAAGAUCAUCCAAGUUCUCACGGGCGGGAACCCUUUUCGCAUCCCGCCACUGAUGCGAUUGAGGUUCUUUCUGGUGGUGCCAGACACUGGUUCACACAUCACAAACAGCUUUCAACGAUAGCUCAGAGGAAUGGGUUUCCUGAAGUGGUACGGUGGCAUCCAAAAUAUCAAGACAACCUGGAGGCAUCCGGGUCCGAUCUGGUUUACUCACAGGCACUGAUGGCAGUUAUUGGGGCUCUGGCACUGGAACAGGGCAGCGCGGUCGCAAACCGCAUAGCCCGAGAGAAGAUAUUAUUUCCUCUGGGAUUGAAGGAAGCUACGAAUGAAAAGCUAGAGGUUCCACAGCGGUGA